Molecule: messenger RNA, 2221 nt
Organism: Myxocyprinus asiaticus (Chinese sucker)
Lineage: Eukaryota; Metazoa; Chordata; Actinopteri; Cypriniformes; Catostomidae
Product: protein SSXT-like
Exons: 10
Coding region: 269-1375 (368 amino acids)
Biological process (GO): positive regulation of transcription by RNA polymerase II
Cellular component (GO): nucleus
Molecular function (GO): transcription coactivator activity
Source: RefSeq, a predicted model, not a curated record
CACGCUAGUUGACCGUUAUGCUUUCUCCUAUGGUAAAAGCGCCGAUCUCAGUAUAGAAGAUCUCCUGUAUAGAAUAUGUCUAAUAUAGAAGCUCUCUAAUUAUAGAAGCUCUCUGAUUAAACUUCCGUGCUUUCCUACAAAUUGACGUCACGGCUAAACAGUCCCCCUUCCGUUUGCAGUGGUUCAGUCUGAUGUUUGUUCGCGACGGUCAAUAGCUAAACUCGGCCAACAUUAAAUCAUCAUCAGACUCAACUAACAGUAAAGCAUCAUGUCUGUGGCUUUCGCACCGCACCGGCAGCGCACUAAAGGCGACAUAACGCCCGCAGGAAUUCAGAAGUUACUGGAUGAAAACAAUCAGUUGAUUCAGUGCAUCAUGGACUUUCAAAGUAAAGGAAAAACGGCUGAAUGUUCACACUACCAGCAGAUGCUGCACAGAAAUCUGGUGUAUCUGGCCACAAUAGCAGACUCGAAUCAAAAUAUGCAGUCCCUGCUGCCUGCGCCACCCACUCAGAACAUUACCAUGAAUCAAAGCGGGGCCCCUUCACAGCCCCCUCACGGUCACAGUAUGCCCCCAGAGGGGCCGCCGGCCCCACACAUGCAGAACCAGAUGAAUGGACAGAUACCUGGUCCUAACCAUAUGUCCAUACAGGGCCCUGGCCCCAGUCAGACGCCCAGCAUUCCCAGCAGCUCCAUGAACAUGCCGUCAAGCAGCCAUGGCUCAAUGGGGGUGUAUAACCACACUGCACCCUCCCCACAAAGCAUGCAGUCACAGGGACAGAUGAACAUGAGUCAAGGGCAACCCAUGGGCAGUUAUGCCCCUCGACCCAACAUGAACAUGCAGCCCAAUCAGGGGCCUAUAAUGCACCAGCAGGCUCCAUCUCAACAGUAUAACAUGCCCCCUGCGAGUGGCGGCGGACAGCAUUACCAGAGUCAGCAGAACCCCAUGGGCAUGAUGGGUCAGGGCAAUCAUGUGAUGGGACAGAGACCAAUGCCGCCCUACAGACCACCACAUCAAGGACCUCCUCAGCAGUACCCUGGUCAGGAUGACUACUACGCAGAACAAUACAGUCAUGGAGGACAGGGGGCGCCAGAGGGAAACGCUCAGUAUGGUCAGCAACAAGAGGCAUAUCAGCAGGGUCCAGCGCAGCAGCAGGGUUACCCACCGCAACAGCAGUAUACCGCGCAGCAGGGUUAUCCUGGACAACAGCAGGGAUACGGUUCGUCUCAGGGUGCUCCAGGUCAGUACCCAAACUACCCCCAGAGUCAAGGGCAGCAGUAUUCAGCCUACAGACCACCACAGCCCGGACCACCACAAGGACAGCCACAGCGCCCCUAUGCAUUUGACCAGGGUCAGUAUGGAAACUACCAGCAGUAAAUUCAGAGUGCUUGACUUCCAGUCUGAGUGUUUCCUGUCAUGUGUGGUGUGUGACCUGAUGAAGGGCUCGUGCUUUCUUUUAAACUCCCUGUACAUCACUUGUGAAGAGAGGAAUCUUCCCUGCUAAUGUAGACUGCGUUCUUAAUGCGGCCAAAUGCUCAACAGUGAUUGACUUGAUUAUCAGCACAGAUGGUCUAAAUGUGACACACCUGUAAAACUCAGUCUUUUUGCAGCAUUAGGAAAGUAAAAUUGAAUUUCCUGUCAACUUUUAUCUGCAUUUUUGAGUUGUACAGAGUAGCCAUCUCAUAGCAGCAAUGCCUUAAAAGAUACAGCUGCCUUAUUUACAGUAAAACCAGUGAAAAUAACACACAGACACACAUAGCAAUGUUCAUAAGCUGCAGAAUGUUUUCUCUCUCUCUCUAAUAAAGUUCACCAUGUGAUUCUCAAGCCCCUUCUGCAAAUAUCAGAGAAGCAAUAAUGCUGAGGGCUGCUGAAGGAGAUUUUUUUAAAUCUCAGGUUCAAAACUUUCCUAUGUUUAAAAGUAUUUUAUGCUUUAUGAAAUAGAGCUCAGACUGAGUCCAGGUGUUGUCCUGUCUUUAAUGACUGUGUUUGAUCUCUCUUUUCUUUUGAGGCUGGGAAGUUCCAUUGAUGAAACCAUCUGGUACUGUAAUGACUUGAAUGUCAAUCAUGAAAAUACUGCUUUGUGUAAAAUGUGAGUUUUAUGUAGAAAUAAUCUCUAAAAGUGAAGUCUCAUUGAAAUUGUCAGACUUUGUAUCAGUUGAUAGCUUUUAAUAAAAUCAUGUCUUUUUGCAGAAACAGCUGUGCCAACUGCAUUUAAUAUGAAAA